Molecule: messenger RNA, 1032 nt
Organism: Dreissena polymorpha
Lineage: Eukaryota; Metazoa; Mollusca; Bivalvia; Myida; Dreissenidae
Exons: 1
Coding region: 1-1032 (343 amino acids)
Source: RefSeq, a predicted model, not a curated record
AUGAAAGAGCAGUGGCCACACCUUAAAGACAUACCAUUCCCAAGUACUGGUAGAAAGAAGAAGAUAGAUUUACUGAUAGGUCUUGACUAUGCGCACCUUCAUAGGUCACUUGGAGAGAUAGUAGGUGGUGAUAGUAAACCAGUGGCUAGAUUGACACCACUUGGAUGGACAUGUGUUGGGCCAAUAAAUAGAGAAAAUAAUCAUCAUAGCACCAGCAUGUUUGUGUUUCAUGCUAAUAAUACCUUGGAGACUUCAUUGAAACAGUUUUGGGAACUUGAAAGUGAAACGGAGUGUAACCAAAUGUCACUAGAAGACAAGAAAGUGCAGGUUAAAAUAGAAAACAGUAUUGAACACAAAGACAAUAGAUACAUAGUUCCAUUGCCAUGGAAAUCAGAUAAAGAAACAUUACCUGACAACUAUAGUAGUGCCUUAAACAGACUAUAUGGUACUGAGAAAAAAAUGAAAAAAUCACCUGAAUUGAAGCAGGAGUAUAGUGACAUUAUAAGGAAAUAUGAAGAGAAAGGCUUUAUUAAGAAGGUUGAAAGAAAAGACAAUGAAAAAGGAUGGUAUUUGCCACAUUUUGCUGUAGUGAAGCCAGAAAAGGAGACAACAAAAUUUCGCAUUGUGUUUGAUGCAUCAUCUAAACAUGAAGGCACAAGUUUGAAUGAGUACCUAAGUACAGGUCCAAAAUUGCAAAGAGAACUGUUAGAUGUGUUGCUAAGGUUCAGAAGAAAUCAGAUCGCAGUUGUCUGUGACAUAGCGGAGAUGUAUUUGAAAGUUGGCCUAGCAAGUGAGGAUGAAAAAUACCAAAGAUUCCUAUGGAGAGAAUCACCAGAAAGCCCCAUCGAAACAUUUGAAUUCACACGUUUAGUGUUCGGAGUUAACUCAUCACCAUAUCUAGCCCAGUAUGUAUCUCAACAUAAUGCUGUGCUCCAUGCCGACAUAUAUCCGAUGGCGGCUGAGACAAUUCUGAAGUCUACUUACAUGGACGAUAGCAUGGAUUCUACGAAAAACGUGACAGAGGGAAUAUAA